CAUCCCCAUCACAAAGCGGGGAAGGUUUGAGGAAGCCAUGUUGACGACGUUGGCGUUGACGCCGCAUUUGGACUAAGCUGUAAAUACUGCUCCAAAGCGGGCUCCUCGUUACGAAGUGUGAAGAAAGACGAGAGCGCUACGAUGUCGGCAGACGACUUCCAGACCAAGUACACCUCCUUCAUGGAGGGUAUAGUGAAGGGUACCGUCGCGGAAACUACCAAACUUUUUGAAACUAUGGUCGACGAAUUAAAGGCGGAAUUAUCCAAGGUCAAGAUGGAGAACGAGGUCCUCAAAACGACACGCAGAGGGAAAGAAAAUUGCCAAACAUCGUCGAUCAGCGAGUCCUGCCAAAGUGAGGGCCCGGAGAUGCGCGACACGGCCGUUCAAUGUGACCUUCUUCCCGGCCCCCCCUUGCUGGGUACGUUGGAUCACCCAAUGGGACUGAGUUCAGGUUAUCAACAGGAAGCGUGGCAUCAAGAGUGGCAUCAAGAGGAGGAGUCGUUCACCCUGCUGUUGGAACAUGACGAUGAUGACGAUGAUGUGCAUGAAGGACAUUCUCAACUGGAAAAACCAGAGGUGUGUGAGCCCACUGUCGUCAGCAAGGAGGUCUCGUGUGCCGUUGCAGACUCUGCAGCAAAGGAAACAGAAGACGCUCAGCCGGAGCAGCAACAUUCGUCUGGAGUUCCCAGAAGAAGCCACAAGAGUCCAGUGAGCACACUUCACGAUUGCAAUUCCCAUGAGACACACGCUCGCUCGGUCGAGUCGCUCGCCACAAUUAGUGACAAGAUGGAAGCGGCGUCCGGCGCUUGUCCCACGACCUUGGGGGCAGCACGGGUUCCAAGUCCCCAACCGACAUCAGGUGAGCGAGCGGGAAGUGAGCCAGCACGUGUCGCCAUGCAGCAGUGCAGCGGUGUUCCUCUUCUGCAGCAACAGCAAGUUGAUGUGACGGCAAAGAAAAACAGAAAAGAGUCCUCCAAGACCGUGAAACGCCUGCAAAAGACUCUGAGAAAAACAGCAACAGUUUCACCAUCAAAUGCAGGUGGAGGACACUACGAAGCGAAGACUUGUACUUCUGUCGGUGACGGGGACGCAUCUUCAGAAAUGUGUCUGAGGUCAAGCGCAAGCAAAGACAUCAGCACGCCCCUAAAGACUACACCCCCACCUGGGAGUCGUAAGAGGCGUAUCUCCACUCAGGAUGUUGAUGCCAGCUCCCAAAAGAGCCCAAGAAAUGAGCCCCACCGGGACGGGUCUGCCCAUAAGAAGACCCAAUCUUCCAGGACGAGAUUCAGUGGAGAUGAUGCUGCUUCCAAAAGGUCCCGUGUACCUUCCAUUACUCACAAAGAGUCCACUUUCAUGAGAGUCCGUGCCAGAUCUAAAAGGCCUUGCAGUCAAUCUCUCAGUAGUUCCAAGUUCGCUGAAGAAGAGCACACUUCCAAACAUUUGAAAAGACCAUCCCGUUCAUUGCUGGGGAACACCGCCCCCCCAGCCACCCAUUGGGUCAAGUUGCCCGAAAUGGCUACCAAGCCCGGAGAAACUGCUGUAAAGAAAUCCAGACCCAAACCACAUUUUAGCAUUUCAGAGAAUGUCAAACUGCGCAAUGGCCAGAAAUUAGCUAAAGCAAAGCCGGUAGCAAAAAGGAGCACAUCCAAGCAAAGCAAAUUGAAUAAAAGGAAUUCUGCCAGCGAUGAGAUGGAAAAGAAAUGCACACCUCAAGCUGUGUCCACUCAAGCGCCAGCCAGGGAAGCCACCCUGUUGAGGAAAACCAGGUCUUCUUUUUCACCGGUCCAGAAGGAGACCCGGUCCCCAAGAUCUCAGAACCAUGCCAUGGACUUUCCCCCCAGUCCUCCUCAGCACCUGCCUAUCGGAUCACUGCUGCAGCCUUUGCCCGUCACUGGUGGCCCCCUGCUCAAGAACCAGUGUGGGGAAUGUGGUCGUGUUCUCAGCAGCAGCGCCGCCCUCGAGAGCCACCUCAGUCUCCAUAAAGGUCACAGACCGUUCUCUUGCACAGUCUGCAGGAAGAGCUUCCCUGACGCCAAGGGUCUGAGACGGCAUGACAGAGUGCACCGCAACGGGAGGAUCCAUACCUGCCAGCAGUGUGGGAAGGGUUUCGUCUAUGUUUACGGCCUCACCAAACAUCUCCAGAUGGUCCACGUGAAGUUUAAACCCUUCGUCUGCCAGAUCUGCAACAAGUCCUUCUUCACCAAGGUAGACGUGGAAGACCACAUACGUCUCCACACGGGGGAGAAACCAUUCCACUGCCACUUGUGUGAAAAGAAGUUUGUCAAGAAAGUGGAACUGAAAGUGCACCUGAAGUGGCAUAAUGGAGAGAAAAGACACUGGUGUCCGUAUUGUGGGAAAGGAUUUUUCGACUACAACAACUGGAAAAGACACAAGUAUAUUCACACCGGAGAGAAACCACAUUCUUGCCCACACUGCGCCAAACAUUUUAAACAGUCGAGCCACCUGAAAAAGCAUGUGAGGAAUGUACAUAAAAUUCAAUGAGAAUUUCUACAUGUCUUUAUGUAUUCAUGCAUUUUGCCUCGUCGCAAAUUGGUAGAGAAAAUGUCUUCAAUAAAAAAUAUAAAGCCA
Messenger RNA from Dunckerocampus dactyliophorus (ringed pipefish), 2589 nucleotides. Its product is annotated as zinc finger protein 37-like. NCBI's taxonomy places the organism in Eukaryota, Metazoa, Chordata, Actinopteri, Syngnathiformes, Syngnathidae. The transcript is spliced from 4 exons. The record is from RefSeq and is a predicted model, not a curated record. Bases 142 to 2502 code for a protein of 786 amino acids. Gene Ontology annotation, cellular component: nucleus.